AUGACGACGCUCGUCAUAGGAAAGAACUUGCCGGGGAGCCGCAAUGACGAGUUUUUUAGCUGGGAAGACACUGCAGUGGGACGUAAAGCAGAUACAGGUGGUGCCUUUGAAGUGGAACAGAUGAUCCAGCGCGAGAUUCGCUCGGAUCCGACUGCUUUAUCGAAAAUUUACGACGUUCCAGACGACCAGGAUACGUAUUUGUGGCAAUACGAACAUUUACGUCAAGUAAUGAAGGAAUUGAACGUGCUUGUAGCACGACUAGAUGGAAAAUGUACACGGGAGUCGUGUCCUAUGAUGAAGGCUACAGAUGAUUGGGUGUUUCUAUGUGCAGCUCAUAAGGCACCGAAGGAAUGUUGUGCCUUUGAGUACAUUGUGCAUACGAUGGACAAUGUCAAUACUCUACUCACGAGUAGUCGUGUCUUCCCGUCUCGUGUCAGCAUCAGUUCUAAUGCGACGCAGUACUUUCAGUCCGUCUCACGGCGUCUGUACCGUAUCUUUUCACACACGUUCUUCCACCAUUUAGACGUUUUUAACGAGUUCGAAGACAAGUCGUAUUUGUGCCAUCGCUUCGUCUACUUUGCACUCCACUUUUGCCUCAUUCCUAAGAGUCUGCUCAUUAUUCCCGAUAUUGGCUAA
This is a messenger RNA of Peronospora farinosa, 636 nucleotides long. The record is from the annotation of a GenBank genome assembly. Lineage: Eukaryota; Oomycota; Peronosporomycetes; Peronosporales; Peronosporaceae.